Molecule: messenger RNA, 1616 nt
Organism: Eucalyptus grandis
Lineage: Eukaryota; Viridiplantae; Streptophyta; Magnoliopsida; Myrtales; Myrtaceae
Product: OVARIAN TUMOR DOMAIN-containing deubiquitinating enzyme 9
Exons: 12
Coding region: 484-1245 (253 amino acids)
Biological process (GO): protein deubiquitination
Molecular function (GO): cysteine-type deubiquitinase activity
Source: RefSeq, a predicted model, not a curated record
AGAACCGACCAUGCCACGCACCCGAUUCCCACCGGAAAGGAGCGCGGCCGCCGAGGGAACCGCCUUUCCCGGUCGCCGGUGCCGCACCGCCGUCGGACUGCGGCGGUUUCGGUUCCACUAGGCGCAAACCUCCGACGAGAAGCAGCCUUUCGCAAAUUUGAAUUCGCCCCCGGAGAAAAUGACAUCGCCGAACGAGAUUUCAAGAAAAUCAAGGAAAUAUCACCAGCAAGAUUUCUUGCGCGCGACCCUUUCUUUCCCCAGCCACUAUCGACGAUUCGUUACGUACGCUUCAGUGAAACCCCCACCAUAAAACCCCGGGAAGAAGACCAGGAGAAGGAGAGAAGAUGCGGAGGGGGGGUUGAAUGAAGAACAGGCGCGGCCGCUGGUGCGAGAAACUAAAGAUAUUUGAUUUUUCAGCCGGGAAAGAUUUGACACCCUCGAUUCGAUACUCUCUCUUUGAUCCGAAGGCGGUUGUGGAUUCCAAUGGGUAACAUGAUACGAGGAAGAUCCUAUUGUGAGGAUUUGCCUGCUCCUUCAAAGAGAUACUCUGAUGCUGAAGGACGGGAAAAUGAUCGACAAUUGGAAUAUCGAAAAGAGGUUGAAGCACGUGAUGAGGUGGGAAAUGCUAAUUCACGUUGCAGCCCAGGAGAAAAAUCACGGUUUGAUGAUGAUGAUGUGGAUAUACUACACCUAGAAGAUGAAUCUGUGCUUGAUGGGGAAGUUGGCAAGAGGUUUAAUCAGAUGGUCCCUGUUCCUCAUGUGCCUAAAAUUAACGGUGAAAUACCUUCUAUAGAAGAAGAGGUGUCAGAUCAUCAAAGACUUAUAGACAGGUUACGGUUAUAUUUUCUCGUUGAAAAUAAAGUCCAGGGAGAUGGUAACUGCCAGUUUCGUGCUUUAUCAGACCAACUGUAUCGAUCACCUGAGCACCACAAAUUUGUGAGGCAUCAAAUUGUUAGUCAGUUGAAGUCAUGUCCAGAGAUGUAUGGUGGCUAUGUCCCAAUGGCCUUUGAUGACUAUUUAAAGAAAAUGAGCGAGAUUGGAGAAUGGGGUGAUCAUGUCACAUUGCAAGCUGCUGCUGAUUCUUAUGGAGUCAAGAUUUUUGUGAUCACUUCUUUUAAAGAGACAAGCUACAUUGAGAUCCUUCCACGUAUUCCAAAGUCCAAACGAGUCAUUUUCUUGAGCUUCUGGGCAGAGGUGCACUACAACUCAAUUUAUCCUGAAGAAGAGCUGCCCGAGCCCAAGUAAGUGGUGGCAGGGGUUGUUCUGAAAUUAUGCUCGACCAUCCUCGUCAUACUUGGAUCAUCCUUUAUGUUUUGUAAAUUGGAGCUCUAUUACUUUCUCCAUGCUUUAUGUUCGGAUCAGAGGUCCAUUGCGACGGCUCUGCCGUAUCUCGUGCAUUCAUAUAUACCCCAGGCACAAUGAAGUUACAUGUAGGAUUUAGCCAGUGACGAUGGCGUUCUCUCAGUUUCUCUCUCUGUACAUAUUUUUCCUCUGAGCUCUCAAGACUUUUGUUGGUCACCUUCUAUUUCAUCUUUUGUAAACAGUUGGGGGAGAGGGGCUGCGAUUCACAUUGGUUUUGUGGGUAUUCUCUUGUGCUAGCUUUUGGUCUUUUCACA